GUGACGUUGAGGUUGAGGAGGGAAAGGAAGGGGAAUCCACCCAUUAUUGCUGAAAAUCUUGAGGAGAGCGGUCCCCUCCCAUGGGUCUCAGGAAAGCCAGAAACCUCUCCUAGAAAAAUUCCAUAUCGACUCAGUACCCCUUUUGGUGGAAAGCUACAUCUCGAGAACUCUUGACAGCAAUAAAUGCCAUUCCCACAACAGCAAAGACAAAUACCACCAUAUUAGAGAGGGCCUUAAUCACCGGGUGGAUUGCAGACCAAGCUCCAGUGGCAGCCACCAUCCACCAUGAAAUAAGGGAGUUUUAUAAGCUAAAUUUGGGCAAGGGAAAAUGAAAACAAGUGAGGCUGACUUGUAAAAGCUGCCUCUCCUAUUAUAAAUGUUUGUUUGCAGCCGAUGCUGGGGAAGCUAGUUCAUUUCGGGAAGUUGUGGUCCAGAAACGACAAGCGGUUUCAGAGAAGACUUUAGCCCUUUUCGUGAGCGGUUAUAUAGAAAGGUUGGGAGCCCCCACCCCACCGUCUGAUGACCCGGCUUUGUCCUUAUUAGCUUUCGUUUUGUUCAAUUAAAAAAUAAUUUUGUAGCAACGUCCGAAAGACUUACCAGCGUGGGCGCAUCGUCACCUCAGCCGUUUGUCCCCACUCUAUUUCUUUAUCUCCCUUUGUAUAUUUUACAGUGCUGGGGAUGACAAAGAGUCUCUGAGGUCAUCUCUUCCGGCUUCCAAACUCGAGCAUCUCCUUCUCUUGAGUUUGAAUGGUCGCCAAGAAGAGACUCCAUACAAUGGAAGUUGCUGGAGAAUCUCUCAUUGAGAAUGGAGCAUAUUUUAAUAGAGCUAUAGAAGUGAAGAAGUUUGAUGAAACCAAAGCUGGAGUUAAAGGGCUUGUGGACUCUGGUGUGGAGAAGAUUCCCAGAUUCUUCAUCCACCCACCGGAGAACUUGCAGAGGUCUCUGUCUGAAACUGGUGGGACUAGUUUUCAGGUUCCAGUGAUAGAUUUCAGGGGCCUGGAUAUGGGUCAAAGAGCAGAGAUUGUGAGAGCAAUUCGCAAAGCUUCAGAGACAUGGGGCUUCUUCCAGAUGGUCAAUCAUGGAAUUCCAAUUACCAUCAUAGAAGAGGUGUUGGAAGGAGUGAGACGAUUCCAUGAGCAGCCGCAGGAGAUGAAGAUGGAGUGGUACUCACGGGACUCGAAGCAACCAGUGAAGUAUUACUGCAACGGGGACCUCCAUGUAUCAAAUGCUGCAAACUGGAGGGACUCCAUAUCCUGUGAGUUCCCGGAUGGAACUCUGGACCCCGAAGCUUUGCCUCGUGUAUGCAGAAAGGAGAUAACAGCGUACAUCAAAUGCAUGGCUGAACUGAAGGAGAUGGUGGGUGAAUUACUAUCUGAGGCUCUGGGGCUGAGCAGUGACCACCUUAAGCAGAUGGGAUGUACGGAGACUCAAACAUUGGUGUGCCACUAUUACCCAGGUUGUCCCCAGCCAAACUUGACUCUAGGUGCUACCAAGCAUUCAGACCCGAGUUUUAUAACUAUUCUUCUGCAAGACAACAUUGGUGGCCUACAGGUUCUUCAUCAGAAUCAGUGGGUGGAUGUACCUCCUGUACAUGGAGCUCUGGUGGCAAACCUUGGGGAUUUCAUGCAGCUUAUCACCAAUGACAAGUUCAAGAGCGUGGAGCAUAGAGUACUGGCUAGACAGGUUGGACCGAGGAUAUCAGCUGCAUGUUUUUUCUAUCCGAGUACUAUCAAUACGUAUAAGCCUUAUGGGCCAAUAAAGGAGUUUCUAUCGGACAAUAAUCAGCCAAUCUACAGGGAAACUCAUGUCAAUGAAUAUUUAGCCUAUUACAGGUCCAAAGGAUUGGAUGGUACAUCAGCCCUUCCUCAUUUUAAGCUAUGAUGAAUGCAUGCUAGUAAUUUGUGUAGGGUUGAUUAUGGUGUGACGUGCUUUCAAAUUAUGUCCAAUCUGUAUUAGUACGGCUGUUAAUUUACUCUAUUGUUAUGAUGGAUCAUGUUUCUGUAUGAGCUCUAAUUUUAUAUUUCAUCUCAAGGUUUCGAGAAA
Vitis vinifera (wine grape) is the source of this 2043-nucleotide messenger RNA. Its product is annotated as 1-aminocyclopropane-1-carboxylate oxidase homolog 1. The record is from RefSeq and is a predicted model, not a curated record. The coding region runs from base 748 to 1881 and encodes 377 amino acids. The transcript is spliced from 3 exons. NCBI's taxonomy places the organism in Eukaryota, Viridiplantae, Streptophyta, Magnoliopsida, Vitales, Vitaceae.